Messenger RNA from Lotus japonicus, 948 nucleotides. RefSeq lists its product as uncharacterized. Gene Ontology annotation, biological process: protein insertion into mitochondrial inner membrane. Gene Ontology annotation, cellular component: TIM22 mitochondrial import inner membrane insertion complex. Gene Ontology annotation, molecular function: transmembrane protein transporter activity. NCBI's taxonomy places the organism in Eukaryota, Viridiplantae, Streptophyta, Magnoliopsida, Fabales, Fabaceae. The transcript has 3 exons. The record is from RefSeq and is a predicted model, not a curated record. The coding region runs from base 87 to 710 and encodes 207 amino acids.
UGGGGGACAAAACCCCACACUGCCUCUACCUUCUCUUCACCAAGUCUCAGUGUGAGUGUGCAACAGCAUAAGAAGCAAUUGAAGAAAUGGGUUCUGAGAAUCAAGGAACCCCUGAUCCUGAUGGAGUAGAAAUCAACGCUUUGCCUCCUUCACCCUCAUCUUCAUCAAAUUCCUGGACAACUCGAAUCUUCAUUCCAACCCUCCUUGCAGGGCUUGCUGGUGCUGGAACUGGCUUAAUCUCAAAGCAUCGAAAAACUCUUGGACUUGCCAACGUUUGUGCCAGCUACGCUGCUAAUUUCUCCAUUGUUACCGGUUGCUACUGCGGGGCACGUGAAUUUGCGAUUGCAACUAGAAAAACAGGACCUGAGGAUCUAUGGAGUUCUGCAAUAGCGGGAUUUGGAUCUGGUGCUCUUCUAGGGCGUCUGUACGGAGGUCAUCUUGGAGCCCUCCGAUACUCCGUGAUCUUUGCAGUUGUGGGGACUUCAGCAGAUUUUGCUAUUCUGAAAUUGAAAGAUGUUAUCAGAGAUCAGAAUAAAACAAUAUAUCAACAUAUAGAGAAUUCAAAGAAGAGUGGAAAUUUGUUAAGAUUGCCAGAAUGGUUCCCGAUUCGAGUACUUGAUGAGGAAGCCCUUGCUGAAAAACGAGCGCAGGAAGAGCAGUUCCUUGCCCAGAGGGCAAGGAUUCGUAGCCUGAAGGAAGAAGAAUCUUGAUUGCAAUGCAUUUUUGUUGGAGCUCCCAUCCCCUAAACUUCCUGUAACCCAUUUUUUUCACUGAAUUAGUUUGUAAUAAUGCACUUCUGAAGCUUAUGGGCAAUAGCUUCAACAAAUAUUUUGCAAGAGUUGAAAUUCCAGACUUCAUUGGAUAAUGAUUCUGCCCUUCCUUACUGAAACAUUGUCCAGUAUUUACAAAAGAAAAAAUCUAGAAGUAGUCAAAAUAAUUGUGAUGUUC